This is a messenger RNA of Lactuca virosa, 408 nucleotides long. Lineage: Eukaryota; Viridiplantae; Streptophyta; Magnoliopsida; Asterales; Asteraceae. The record is from the annotation of a GenBank genome assembly.
AUGGAUAAGGAGAAGAUGCUUAAGGUGUCGUGGGAGAAGGGUGGUUUGGAGUAUAAUGAGGAAAGAUUGAGGGGGGUAUUUGAAACAUUUGGUGAGGUUGAAGAUGUGGUUAUUAGAAGUUCCAAGAAAAAGGGUUCGGCUCUUGUUGUCAUGGCUUCCAAAGAAGCAGCUGUAAGUUUUUCUCAAAGAAAAACAUUAAUGGAAAAAAGGGUGGCAGCAAGUGGAAGUGUGUGUGGAGAUGUUUCAAAUCCUUUAUUGGUUAUACGACUUCAAGCAGCAGUAGCUAAUUGUGAGCCUGUGAAGUCUUCUGAUGGCCAACAACAUGUAAAUGAAGAAGAGGUUGUUGGUGAGGCAUUUGAAGAUUCUGUUUUGCAAAAACUUCAAAAGGCUGCUGAGAGACAAAAAUGA